This is a messenger RNA of Brassica oleracea var. oleracea, 456 nucleotides long. RefSeq lists its product as uncharacterized. Lineage: Eukaryota; Viridiplantae; Streptophyta; Magnoliopsida; Brassicales; Brassicaceae. The transcript has 2 exons. Bases 1 to 456 code for a protein of 151 amino acids. The record is from RefSeq and is a predicted model, not a curated record. Gene Ontology annotation, molecular function: zinc ion binding.
AUGGGCGCGGUCACCUCAGAAAUCGCUGUUGUUAUUGACACACACAUAAGGUUAACCAAAUGUAGUAAAAUCACAAACAUCACAGAUUGGAGCUAUCAAGUUAAGGGUAUUUUUGGCCAUUCAUACACGGUUGCUUUAGACACUAAAGUCUGUUCUUGCCAAGUUUUCCAAAAGCUAAAAAUCCCAUGCGGAGAUGCAAUGCUAGGUGCUGACUCAGUCGGUCUCUCCCAUGUCCAACUUGUUGGAGAUUGCUACAGAACCCAGUCAUGGAAAGACACGUACUCUGGUGUCAUCUACCCGGAAGCCCCGUUUGGAGAGCUCCCUAUCCCUCCCGCUAUUGCUUCUCUCAAUCUACAGCCUCCUAAUACCCGUCGUCCUUCAGGCCGUCCCAAGGACCAACGCAUCCCCUCUACUGGUGAAAUCAAGACGCUAGACUGCUUGACUUAUGUUAUUUGA